CCCAGCUUGCCCUGCCCUGCCCUGCCUGGCCUCGGAGCGGAGCGGAGCCCACCACGGACCAGCCGCUCUCACCUUCUCUCCUGCCCGCCUCGCCUCGGUCUCAGCCAACCAUGACACUCACCAUGGCUCUCUCGCUCCUCUGGGUCCUCCUUGAAGGCGUGGCAGGCGGGCACUGGGGCGCCUGGAUGCCCCUGCAUAUCUCGGCUUUCGAGGGCACAUGCGUGGCGGUGCCCUGCCGCUUCGACUUCCCUGAGGAGCUGCGUCCGGCCACCGUGCACGGGCUCUGGUACUACAACAGCCCCUACCCCAAGAACUACCCCCCUGUGGUGUUCAAGUCCCGCACCAGCAUUGUGCACGAGAGCUUCCAGGGCCGCACACGCCUGCUGGGUGACCUCCAGGCUCACAACUGCUCACUGCUCAUCACCCGCCUCAGCCCCGAGCUGGCUGGCAAGUACUACUUCCGAGCCGACCUGGGCGGCUACAACCAGUACACCUACUCCGACCACAGCAACCUGGAGAUCGUCAACAAGCCGACCAUCAUGGUGCCGCUGGUGGUGGUGGAGGGGGCAGAGGUGGAGCUGCGCUGCCUGGUGCCCGACAACUGCCCCGAGAUGCGCCCGGUGGUGAGGUGGCAGGGCCACGAGGAGCUGGCAGAGCAGACGGUGCAGGCCCGGCUCGAGGAGACCGAUGGCAACUGGACCCAAGUGUCCGGGGUGCGGUUCCUGCCCAGCCGCCGGGACCACGGCCGCACCCUGGCCUGCCGUGUGACCUACACCAACACCACCUUCGAGUUCGAGGACCGUGCCACCCUCGACGUCAAGUAUGAGCCGCACAUUGUGGAGAUGACAGACUCACUGGAGGCCACGGAGGGGGCAUCUGUGGUGCUGGCAUGCGCAGCUGAUGCCAGCCCAGUGGCGCUGCUGACUUGGGCGCAGGGUGCGGCAGUGCUGGCCGAGGAGCCAGGCACGCGCCUGGAGCUGCAGCUCUACAAUGUCACCCCCGCCCACGAUGGCAUCUACACCUGCGUGGCUGAGAACGUCCAUGGCCGCGCCAACCGCUCCCUCGGCCUCACCGUGUUCUAUGCUCCACGGCCGCCUGUGAUCAAUGCCUCGGGGGUGGCAGUGGAGGGGGAGCCCGUGACCAUUGCAUGCAGCACGGAGAGCAACCCCGAGCCCAUUCUCAGCCUGCUGAAGGAGCGACGUGUGCUGGCCACAGCUGUUUAUGAGCGGCAGCUGGCGCUGGACCUCCCCGGCGUCACCCACGAGGAUGACGGCGAGUACUGGUGUGUAGCUGAGAACCAGUAUGGGCAGCAGGCCACCGCCUUCAACCUCACCGUGGAGUUCACACCGAUAAUCCUGCCGGAGUCGCGGUGUACGGCUGGGCGGGACACGGUCCAGUGCAUCUGCGCUGUCAAGGCCAACCCUGAGGCGGCUGUGACCUUCGAGCUGCCCACACGCAAUGUGAGCCUCAACGAGAGCGCACGGGAGGUGGCCCAGACAGAGCGGGCUGGCUAUGCCCUCACCAGCAUCCUCACGCUGCGUGGCGAGCUUGACUCCCAGCUCUAUGUGCUGUGCGCUGCCCGCAAUGCCCACGGUGCCCGCCGCCGCCAGCUGCACUUCCACCACGCCAACAGCCUCAUGUGGGCCAAGGUGGGGCCGGUGGGGGCCGUGGUGGCCUUCGCCAUCCUCAUCGCCAUCGUUUGUUACAUCAGCCAGACCCGCAAGAAGUAA
Messenger RNA from Alligator sinensis (Chinese alligator), 1730 nucleotides. RefSeq names its product myelin associated glycoprotein (gene MAG). Lineage: Eukaryota; Metazoa; Chordata; Crocodylia; Alligatoridae. The coding region runs from base 111 to 1730 and encodes 539 amino acids. The record is from RefSeq and is a predicted model, not a curated record. The transcript has 8 exons.